This is a messenger RNA of Drosophila subpulchrella, 794 nucleotides long. Its product is annotated as isochorismatase domain-containing protein 1. The transcript has 3 exons. Gene Ontology annotation, cellular component: cytoplasm. Lineage: Eukaryota; Metazoa; Arthropoda; Insecta; Diptera; Drosophilidae. The coding region runs from base 89 to 715 and encodes 208 amino acids. The record is from RefSeq and is a predicted model, not a curated record.
UGGUAGCGAACAGCUGUUACAAUCGUUAAUUAGUAGGUAAAAAUUGCGUGUUUUAAAAAACCAAAAUAUUCAAAUAUUAUCCAACAAAAUGGCCCUGCGACGCUGUCAUCUGAAUCCUAAGAAAACGCUCUUCCUGCUGUGCGAUAUUCAGGAGAAAUUCCGACCGGCCAUGCCGCUUUUCGACAACAUGAUCAAGAACGUCGACAAACUUACCAAGGCGGGCAAGGCUCUCGAUGUUCCACUGAUUGUCACCGAGCACUAUCCGGAAAAACUGGGCAAAACCGUGGCCCAACUGGAUGUGAGCCAUGCAAAGCUGGUCUCCGGAAAAACCCUGUUCAGCAUGGUUACGCCGGAAGUCAAGGCCGUGAUCAAGGAUAUCUUCAGUGACAAGCCCGAGGAUGUGGUGUUAUAUGGGCUGGAGUCCCACAUUUGCGUGGAGCAAACCGCCAUCGAUCUCCUGGAGCAGAACAUCAACGUGUACAUAGUGGCGGACUGCUGCUCCUCCAGGCUGAACCAGGAUCGGGACUUGGCCCUGGAACGCCUGCGCCAAGCGGGCUGUGUGAUCACCACCAGCGAGAGCGUUAUCUUCGACUUGGUUCGGGACAAGAACAACCCCAAGUUCGAUGUGGUCCGGAAACUGGUGAAUCAGCCCUCGGUGGACAUGGAACUCACGCGCAAUGGGAACGGAUUGCCAGUGGGCAGUGCCAAGCUGUGAGGGGAAAGGGGAUACCAACCCAUUUAUUUGUCUGUUUGUGAUGAUGCCAAUUGCAUUUAUAUAACCAUCAUGCAGAAAA